AUGAGCCUCGCCAGGACCAGGGCCUGUCCCUCGCCCCGGCCCCCGGGCUUCCUCGCAGGGCUCAGCCUGGCCCCCCGUGCCACUCUCGGCCAGCGCUCUCCGCGCUGGUCCGUCCAGGCCCGCCCGGGCCCUCCCGACGCGGCAUGGCCCUUCCCUCAGCCGCAAGCCUGUGUGAGCACAGUGAGCACAGUGGGUCUGUGUGAGGGUCUGUGUGGGACCCCGGCGCCCAAGAGAGAUCCGCGCGUGCAGGCCUCGGGCCAACGUCUCCCCGGCCGCCCGAUCAUAGAUGUGGGCCCGGAGGCGGCAGAGUGUGGCAGCGUGUGUCGCAGUAUUGGGGACCCCCUCGGCCGCCGCAAGCGGCUGAGGUACCCUGGAUGGGCGGGUGUGUCGGGGCGCCGGUGGGCCCCAGAGGCCGCCGCUGACUCGGAGCCGGGACCGGAAGCCCGCCUUUUGUCCUGUGGUCCACGGGCUGGCGCGCGGCUCUCGGCCACGGUCGCUCUCCCAUCCGCCAUCUCCGGCCCCGCGCCCUCCCUUCCUCACGCUGCCUCUCUCUCCCAGCGUUGUUGUUGA
Messenger RNA from Puccinia triticina, 570 nucleotides. RefSeq lists its product as uncharacterized. The transcript has a single exon. The coding region runs from base 1 to 570 and encodes 189 amino acids. The record is from RefSeq and is a predicted model, not a curated record. NCBI's taxonomy places the organism in Eukaryota, Fungi, Basidiomycota, Pucciniomycetes, Pucciniales, Pucciniaceae.